Messenger RNA from Apaloderma vittatum (bar-tailed trogon), 1470 nucleotides. RefSeq names its product solute carrier family 37 (glucose-6-phosphate transporter), member 2 (gene SLC37A2). Gene Ontology annotation, biological process: glucose-6-phosphate transport; phosphate ion transmembrane transport. Gene Ontology annotation, cellular component: endoplasmic reticulum membrane. Gene Ontology annotation, molecular function: glucose 6-phosphate:phosphate antiporter activity. The transcript has 17 exons. Lineage: Eukaryota; Metazoa; Chordata; Aves; Trogoniformes; Trogonidae. The record is from RefSeq and is a predicted model, not a curated record. The annotation marks the transcript as partial.
CUCCUCGCUUUCUCCCGCAGGUACCGGGGGCUGACGCUGGUGCUGACCUUCCUCUGCUACACCAGCUACCACCUCUCCCGAAAACCCAUCAGCAUCGUCAAGAGCCAGCUGCACCCCAACUGCUCAGCCUUGGGCCCCAACCCCUACAACGACUCCAACAGCAGCACAUGGUGCAGCUGGGUGCCCUUCGAUGGGGACAACUACAAUGAGCUUUUUGGGGCGCUGGAUAAUGCCUUCCUGGUGGCCUACGCCAUCGGGAUGUUUAUCAGCGGCAUUUUUGGGGAGCGCCUCCCCCUGCGCUACUACCUGUCGGGGGGGAUGGUGCUGAGCGGGCUCUUCACCAUGCUCUUCGGCCUCGGCUACUUCUGGGACAUCCACGUCCUCUGGUACUUCAUCAUCGUGCAGAUCUGCAACGGGCUGGUGCAGACGACCGGCUGGCCGUCUGUCGUGGCGUGCGUCGGGAACUGGUUCGGGAAAGGAAAGAGAGGUUUGAUCAUGGGCAUCUGGAACUCGCACACCUCCGUCGGCAACAUCUUGGGGUCGCUCAUCGCCGGCGUCUGGGUUUCUUCCGCCUGGGGCCUGUCCUUCAUCGUGCCCGGCAUCAUCAUCGCCGCCAUGGGAGUCAUCUGCUUCUUAUUCCUCGUAGAAUAUCCCGAGGACGUCGGCUGCAGUCCCCCUCUGCACCACGACCCCGAAGGCAUCGCUUCCCACGAGGGGCCGCUGAGCAUCUCGGGCCAGAGCAGCACGGCCCGCUCUGACAGCCCCAAGGAGCCGGCCGAGGAGCCCGAAGCCAUCAGCUUCCUCGGGGCUCUCCGCAUCCCCGGCGUGGUGGAGUUCUCCCUCUGCCUGCUCUUCGCCAAGCUGGUGAGCUACACCUUCCUCUACCGGCUGGCCCCCUUCCUCGCCCGUGCAGCUCAUUUCAUCGCCAAGGAAGCCGGGGACCUGUCGACCCUCUUUGACGCCGGCGGCAUUUUAGGNNNNAUCUUUGCUGGCCUCAUCUCUGACUACACUGGCGGGAGAGCUACCACGUGCUGCGUGAUGCUGGUCGUCGCCGCUCCCAUUCUGUUCCUGUAUAAUCACAUCGGCCAGAACGGCAUUGGCACGUCAAUAGCGAUGCUGAUUGUCUGCGGCGCUCUGGUUAACGGGCCCUACGCUCUCAUCACCACAGCGGUUUCGGCAGAUUUGGGAACGCACGAGUCUCUCAAAGGAAAUGCCAAAGCCCUUUCGACUGUCACAGCCAUCAUCGACGGCACGGGAUCCGUAGGUGCUGCGCUCGGGCCGCUGCUCGCAGGGCUCAUCUCCCCCACGGGCUGGAAUAACGUCUUCUACAUGCUGAUAGCAGCUGACGUCUUGGCUUGCCUGCUCCUCGCUCGCGUGGUGGUCAAAGAGGUCCGCGGGUGGUGCGGCUACAUGGCGAGGAAGAGAGGCUCUAGCGUGCAGCUAACAGAGUCAGUGCUGGAUGGGAAGUAG